Mizuhopecten yessoensis (Yesso scallop) is the source of this 3945-nucleotide messenger RNA. Its product is annotated as mucin-5AC-like. The transcript has 4 exons. The coding region runs from base 211 to 1896 and encodes 561 amino acids. The record is from RefSeq and is a predicted model, not a curated record. NCBI's taxonomy places the organism in Eukaryota, Metazoa, Mollusca, Bivalvia, Pectinida, Pectinidae.
GUUUCGUCACAUCCGCUACACCUUAAGGGAUAUAUGUGGUUAUAAAAGAGGACCUCUUCAUAUGAAGUGGUUGAUAGAAGGCGUAGUGAUUAUCAGUUGAGUGGUCAAAUGCAAGCACACCUCUUAAAAUCCAGAGGUAACAUAGAUAAUCACACAGCUAGCUAUUGACGUCUCAACAGGUUCACAGAAGUGUUAAAAAUCAUUUAAAACAUGGCAUCGUCCUCUCAUGUUUUUCCGGUUGUGUGGAUAUUUUUCAUUUUCGGUUCUACAACGUCAACAACAGCAGCAACGGUUUCUAGUAAUGCUGACACAACUACAUUAGCAAUCAGUUCAGCACCGACAAGUUUUCCUUCUGCUGCGUCAUCAUCACAAACACCAGAUUUUUCAGACAGUUCACCGUCCUCGACCUCUAAUUCUCCGUUUACUUCACUGUCCUCAGCAUCAGAUCUUUCAGUCACUUCGUUGAACCCCGACUCAUCAGGCACUUCACCGUAUCCGACAGCAGAUCCUUCCAGUACUUCUAUGUUCACAACUACAGACUAUUCAGGCACUUCACAAUCUUCAACAAUAGAUCCUUCCAGCUCUUCACCAUCCUCAACGUCUGACUCAUCAGACACUUCAUCAUCUCCGACAUUAGAUUCUUCCAGUACUACAGCAUCAUUGACAUCAAAUCCUUCCAGCACUUCUCCGUCCUCAGCGUCAGAUUCUUCAGCCACACCCACGUCAACGAUUUCAUCAUCGUCAUCGACAACUAACUCAAGGUCUUCAUCAACAGAAAUAACGACAUCUUCAGCAAUCACUUCGGCUCCGUCAACUGCAACCACGGCGACAACUCUAUCCAUGUCAUCGCCAACCACAACUGCACCACUAACAACGGAACCUACAUCCACUUCAGCAAUACCAACCACGUCGAUAACUGAAUCCUGGUCUUCGCCCACGUCGACUACGCGUCAUUCGACAGCUGCAUCGACAACCACUUCGGCUCCAUCAACUACAAUAACAUCAACAACCCUAGCUCAAUCGCCCACCACAUCUACACCUCACCCUACAACCCAUUCAGCUCCACCAACUACUAUCACAUCAACAACCCUUACUCCAUUGCCAACCACACCUACACCUCACCCUUCAACCCCUUCAGCUUCACCAACUUUAAUCACAUCAACAACCCUUACUCCAUUGCCAACCACAUCUACACCUCACCCUACAACCCCUUCAGCUCCACCAACUACAAUCACAUCAACAACCCUUACUCCAUUGCCCACCACAUCUACCCCCCACCCUACAACCCCUUCAGCUUCACCAACUACAAUCACAUCAACAACCCUUACUCCAUUGCCAACCACAUCUACACCUCACCCUACAACCCCUUCAGCUCCACCAACUACAAUCACAUCAACAACCUCAACUCCAUUACCCACCACAUCUACACCUCACCCUACAACCCCUUCAGCUCCACCAACCGCGUCAACAACUGGAUCCGUGUCAUCGUCCACCCAAACUACACCUCAAAUGACAUCUGCAACCACUUCAUCUACUGCGACAACUACAACUCCAAUGGCAACUAAAACUCCAACGGCAACUCCAUCCACAAGCACAACGACUUCCAGUUCUUCAUCACCAACAGCUACUCAACCAACCAAACCGGCAAUGACAACAAGCACAUCUACUCCUAAAGUUACGUCUAUCGUAACUGCUGGGACAACAACCACUAGAUCUACCGUGCAUCCCUCAUCACCACCUACUUCACGUCCUACUUCUGAUGUAGUCAGUACGCCACAAAUAACUACAAUGACAAAUCCUGUGCCACCAGAUUUAUCUAGAAACAAGGGAUCUAGGAUGGAUUGUUCAGUGCUGACGGGAGUUCUGAUACUGCUAGCUAACAUGUGGCUGACCUAAUGAUUUCUAACCAGAUUACAUUAUUUCUUUUAGUUUCAUCUUUUUAGCUGAACAAAGUGGGGUUUUAAACCACUGCAAAAACAUUAAUUCCGAAAAUAUAAAAAUAUUGCUUUCUUACAAAGAGUACAUAAAUCUAACCAAUUGUUGUCAUUGUAUACUAAAAAGAUUAGAUAAGAACUACUAAACUGUUAAUAUUUUAACCCUUUCACCACUCUAGACCAUUAUGGACUCAGAUAAAUGUAUGGUCGAGUCAACUGAAGAAACCUAGGGAUGAAAGGGUUAAAUAAAACGAGAAUCUUGUCUAUGAUACAUGCCAUUUCAAAUAACAUUAGUUUUUUUAGUUUUUAGUUUCCUACAAACUUUGGAUUCUGGAUGCAUAGAUGUAAUGUUUAAUACAUACGACCGAUUCAAAACACGGCUAGUAAGAGGCUUCAAGUGAGACAUUCGAUGGUUGAUAUGACAUCCACUUCACCAGCUCCUUGGCUGUAACAUUACUAAGCAUGGGGCAACACAUUUUCGGGAGAUGUAAAGUUAGAUAUUGUACUUUUUUCACAAUCUUGCUCUUGCUCAAUGUGCAUUUGAGUAAAGGUUCACCAUCAGUUUGAUUUAUAGAGACAUGCAAUAUAUUCUCAGAAUUGUUUGCAAAAUGCUGUCGAGAAACUGCAUGAUUUCAACAUUAAUGCAAAAUGAUAACCAAUUAAUGAUAACAGAUUUUUUGUGUGACUAGCUAUUAAUGUAAGAAAAUAUAUGUUAUACUUUUUCCUCGACUUAGAUAUCGACUUUUUGGUAAAUAGCUUUUAUUACUUUAUCAAAAGUAUGAAAUGAAGACUCUAAUCCCGUUAGGACAAAAAUGAAAACGGAAAGAUACCUAAUAAUGCACCAGAUGAGCAGUAAACUUGCAUUAGAAUAGAGCCUGAAGUACCACUAAUCCUUCCUAAUGGUAACUUGUGUAGUAACUGUUAACUUUGUUUUGCUUUCUGAAUCGAUUUGGCUAAACUUUUUAAAAGUUGUUCCUUACAUACUUUUCUAACGAUUAUUUGCGUGGUAUUGCUAUUCUGAUAUCCAUGUAAAACAUAGCGCUAACAACGAGGAUGUCAGAUUGCUGAUGUCAUCACCAUUAUAGCGUCGUACACAUUUUUUAACACAUGCUUGCAAACUUAUUGAAAAAGCAUAUACAUACAUGUACAUUGUUUAUAGUGAAUAUGAAUAUAUCCGUCCCUAUUUUAAUUGAAGCGUGCUUCGUAAAUUGUUAUCGUGUCAUAUUUUCCCGUUAAUUUUAUAAAUAGAUUUUUUUUAUACUACAAAUUACCUUUAAGCCAAUUUGACACGACGUUAGUACAUUGUUAAAUCACGUCCGUAAGCUUCGAUAGAUGUCUACGAGUAUAUUUUUUAUUGAACCAAUGAAAUGUCCUUGUUGCAUUGCCUAUAUAUAUAAUAUAUUUUAAUCGAUGAAUGUAUUCGCACAACAAAAUGUUAAGUUAUGUAUCACUAGAUGUUUAGAGGCUUUAUAAAAAGACUUAUUUAAUUUAUAAAUAAAUGUUUUUUAUAAAUUAAAUAAACAAGUGCAUGUUAAAUGAAAUCAAGUCAAUAAUGAAAAAUACUGUCCACUGACCACUUUAGUGACAGACGAUAGGCGGUGUGUCUACAUCACCUAAAUGUGUGGACACAACCAUGUACAUAUGUAGCAGCCUACCCUACAUGGUAGGCAGCUGGGGGUACCUAACACCACCAGGUGUAGGUACCAUUAAUCACGUCUUGUCUUGGAGUUUGCACACACACCAGUGGACAAUGAUCCUCUUGCAAUGGUAUGUACAGAUAUAGAGCUUUUUCUCUUCCGCAUCCUUUCAUGUUCUGCAAUGUUUUUAAUAUAUUAUGUUAACCAUCAAAUGGUUUAUAUAACUUGAUCGUUUUGUUCCAGUUUUUAAUGCUAAUAAAUAUUUAAAACAAUCUAAUGAAGGGUUAUUGCUUAGUCGGUCAUUGUAAAAGUGGCGAUGACAGAUAAAAGACUUACAGAGCGCUAAUUAUAAUCACUCCAGGUAAAUAGGAUUA